This is a messenger RNA of Mustela lutreola (European mink), 3075 nucleotides long. RefSeq names its product acyl-CoA oxidase like (gene ACOXL). Gene Ontology annotation, molecular function: FAD binding; fatty acid binding; acyl-CoA oxidase activity. Gene Ontology annotation, biological process: fatty acid beta-oxidation using acyl-CoA oxidase; lipid homeostasis. Bases 542 to 2398 code for a protein of 618 amino acids. NCBI's taxonomy places the organism in Eukaryota, Metazoa, Chordata, Mammalia, Carnivora, Mustelidae. The record is from RefSeq and is a predicted model, not a curated record. The transcript has 20 exons. Gene Ontology annotation, cellular component: peroxisome.
GUGCAGGCUAGGUUUUGAAGUACCGCGUGGGGAGGGAGCCCUAGAAUUUUAGCUUAGUGACUACGCUGUGAGGGCACGUCGGUAGGCACUUCACGGCUGGUUAUGUAGGUGAUUUAUGGCAUGUGAAGAUGAUAGGUUAGUACCCUUGCAGACCUCUGGGCUUGAUUUAACUCAGCUGAAGACUGGGUGCCCUAAAGCAGAGGAGGGCUCAAGGUCCUGGGAGCUGUUCCUUCAUCCAAAUGGCAAUUAAAGUAAGAGUGGAGGAGUUUGAAUAGAUAGUAGAAGGCCAACAAGGAAACCUUCAACGUCUUCUGUGGAACGAGUUGCUCUGGAGACCCAAGUUCUCAGGAGUUAUAAAUGAGGAUACCUCUUUGCGAAGGAGGCCAGAUGUCUAAGAAGAAAUAUGGGAUAUGCCGAUGCUUCCUGCCUAAAAAGAGCUUUCACACUUGUGGAAUCAGAAUGUGUCACCAAAUACCACCAAACUCCAUGAGGACAGAAGCUCCGUCUGGUUAUUGAUUCAUAUCCUUUAGUAAACUGAUAAAUGUAUGAUUUAAAUCUGGAUGAAAUAAGAGCUUUGACGUUUCAGAGAGUGAAGUUUGUCAUGGGUCUACCUGUGUUAAAACGUGCUAUUCAGGACCAGGCAGAGAAAACAAAGAAUUUUGUCAGUCGAAGCCUGGUCAUAGGAGAAGUCCUCUCCAUAGCAGACAUGGCCACAGGAGUAAAGUGUGGAAUAAUUUAUUGGCUAUUUGGUGGUGCAGUCAGGAACCUUGGAAGCCCAGGACAUGUCACUAAGUGGCUUCAGCCCCUCCAGGAGCAGAAAUACACUGGGAUGUUUGCAAUGACCGAGAGGGGCCAUGGGAGCAAUGUGAGAGGGAUCCAGACUGAAGCCACCUUUGACCUCUCAGCGCAGGAGUUUGUGAUCGACACGCCAUGUGAAAAUGCUGAGAAGAUGUACAUUGGAAAUGCGAUGUAUGGGAAUUACGCCGCUGUCUUUGCUCAGCUCAUCAUAAACGGAAGAUCGCAAGGGCCCCACUGUUUCAUUGUUCCUGUUCGUGAUGAGAAUGGAAGCUUGUACCCUGGAGUGACAGCUAUCGAUAUGAUGUACAAGGAAGGUCUGCAUGGUGUGGAUAAUGGGAUUUUAAUAUUUCACAAGGUUCGGAUACCAAGGGAGAACCUGCUGGAUAAGUUUGGUUCUGUGGCUCCAGAUGGGCAGUACCACUCUCCUAUUAAGAACAAGAGUGCAAGAUUCAAUGCGAUGCUGGCAGCACUGACCCCUUCGAGAUUAGCUGUGACUUUCCAAGCUCUGGGUGCCAUGAAGCUUGGGUUGACGAUAGCCAUUCGCUACAGCCACAGCCGGAGGCAGUUUGGGCCUAAGGCCAAGGAAGAAGUAAAGAUCAUUGAGCACCAAACACAGACCCUUCGGCUGAUGCCUCAUCUGGCCACAGCCUUGGCCUUGACCUUCGUCAGCAGGUAUGCAGGAUUCCUCCUGGACGAGGACAUCUUCCAUGGGAAGGAGUUUGUGGACAGUCGCCCGCUGCAGGCACUGGUGGCAGGGCUGAAGGCCUACAGUACCUGGGAGAACGUCAGCUGCCUGCAGGACUGCCGCGAGUGCACAGGAGGCAUGGGUUACAUGAUGGAAAACCGAAUCUCAGGCCUAAAAUGCGACACAGAUGUGUUUGUGACUUUUGAAGGUGACAAUGUUGUUAUGCUGCAGGUUGUGGUGCGGGCACUGCUGGCUCAGUACAGCAAACAGCAUAAAGAGAAGCCACUGGUCUGCUGCCUCCGAAACUGGGCGGAGUCUGGGAGGGACAAGCUGAGAACCAGCUUCCUGGCAUUUAACAUGGACACAGUCGAUAAUCUCGCCUUUCUAUUGAAAGCAGUGAAUUUUCGUGAAAGAGUCCUUCAGCGGAGUUUGGUGGCCAGAAUUUAUUAUAAGGUGAUGACCAAGAAAGAGGACUUUUUCAGUGCCUGGAACGCGUGUCUUCAUCACGUUGCCUGCCUGUCUCUGGCACACAUCCACAGAGUUACGUUAGAACAGUUCUGCCUGGCGGUGAGGAGCUGUCCUGGCCGAGAGGACCAGGCCUUGUUCAUGAAGUUUUGUCUGUUAUAUGGAACCAAGCUGGUGUUCCAGGAGCGAGCCUGGUAUCUAGAACAUAAAUAUUUGACUCCCAUGGCCAGCACGAAGAUUAGGAAUCAGUUGCUGGAUUUGUGCGACUCGGUGAAGGAUGAUGCCCUGAGGGUGAUCUCUGCCUUUAACAUUCCACACACCUCCCUCCACGCACCAAUCGCAGGAAUCACCAAUGCGCAGGCCGCCUGGGCCUUCUACCCGGCACCGCUGCAACCCGAGCCCCGAGAAGGGGCGCGCUUUCAGCCGCCCAAGCUGGGAGCCAAGUUAUAGCGGGCGUGGUGCGAAGGGUGGUGGCUCGCUCGCAGCUGCCACGACACUAGCUUCUCUGACGCCUGAACUGGGGCCAAGGCCGGCCUGGCAUGCGCUGGGCCUCGGCCCUCGGGGAUUUGGGGCGCAGAACAGGGUAGGCUGGCGAGGUGCGAUGGUUUGUUGGGAUAGGGAGCCCGGCGGCAGCCCGGAACACGGGGCUUUAUUAUGUAACCCCGCCGGCCGGCAGCACCCUCUCCCAGCUUCCGCGCCCGACCUCCCUAGACACUGGUCUCCGCUGUGAAUGCGCCCCACAGCCAGCUGCCGCCAAAGAUCUCUCGCGGUCAGCGGCGACUCAGAUUUACAGUGAUUUUGAAAACGCAAUGGCGUUGCGUGAAAAAAAAAAAAAUCAAAACAUAAAAAUCAAACACUCGCGGGCAAAGUUUCAGUUCAGCAAGCGAUUCUUUUCCUGUGAAUCAGACCCUCUUGGGGUCUCAGAGAAAACGCACAGAUUGGGAAAGGGGAGUUUGCGCCUGGAGUUUGGCUCUGGGCACAGCGCGAACCCCGGCUUGACCUCCCAGGCAGGCGGCUUCCGGACCUUAAGACAACGCACGGAAAAUAUUUUUACCAUAUGAAAUUGUAAUCUGUUCUUUAGAGAAGCAUAGAUAACAAAGUUUAAUAAAGACAUUAAUUGAUGGGAA